Messenger RNA from Paramacrobiotus metropolitanus, 943 nucleotides. RefSeq lists its product as uncharacterized. The transcript has 3 exons. The coding region runs from base 48 to 752 and encodes 234 amino acids. NCBI's taxonomy places the organism in Eukaryota, Metazoa, Tardigrada, Eutardigrada, Parachela, Macrobiotidae. The record is from RefSeq and is a predicted model, not a curated record.
GGUCACACUUUGAAUAAAACAUUGCAGUGCUCUACCUUUUUAAUAAGAUGGCGUACGCAAAAGUCUUGACGGUGCUUUUUGGGUGUUUGGUGGGAGCAGCAAUUUCUCAAAACUGCAGAAUGCCUCUGUAUCCUUCCGGAGUCUCGAUAGAUCCUUUGCGGAUUGCCGGUGUAUGGUAUGAAUACAUGUUCUAUGCUCCUGGCACUUCCGAUUACAACUGCAUUAACAUUUACACCCCGUUGAACGCCACAACGAAUUCAGUGACCGGUGUGACCAUCGCGUUCAACUGGACAAUCACAUUUUCCAUUAAACCACCUGGAAGCAGUUACCAAUGCAUUGGCAUGUGCAUUGUCGCUAACGUUACAACCGACGGAACAGAGUCAGUGGCGGCUUGGUUGCCACAGUCCAUUGGAGGAACCGGAACCCGCACAAACCUGAACUAUAGCAUCCUGUACACUGACUAUAACCUGAUUGAAAUCGCGUACCGGUGCGCUAAUCCUGUCACAACAUCGCUAUAUUGCGACUCUCCGUUAUUCUGGAUCAACCUCCGCAGCAAGCCGUCCGCGUUGGAUAAAUCCACAAAGGAUUAUGUAGCAAGCACAGUGAAUAAUGUACUGACUCGUUACUGCUUCACCACCGCUAACAUGACCUAUACCAACUGGGAUGACACCGUGCCCUUCUGUGCUCCGACCCCACCAACAGAUUGUGCAGCACUGGCCAAUGCUUCCAUUCGGAAACCACCGUCAACAUAAUAAUGUUAUGUAAUUAGCAUUUGCCCAAAUGAAAGGCGCACAGCAUUUGGCUAAAAGGUUGCAUUGCCCUUUUAAUUAUUUUAUUUAGCGAUAGCUAUUGUACUUUAUGUAUUUGCAAUAGCUUACGUAAAACUGCAAUACUCGGCACGCCAUUAUUGCAACGAAUCGAUAACAUACAGUGUCUAGUCCUG